Molecule: messenger RNA, 460 nt
Organism: Rubroshorea leprosula
Lineage: Eukaryota; Viridiplantae; Streptophyta; Magnoliopsida; Malvales; Dipterocarpaceae
Source: the annotation of a GenBank genome assembly
AUCUUUGUUAAAGAUGAGCCACAAUCUUUUUCUCAGGCCAUGCAAGGUCCCAAAUGGAGACAAGCAAUGCAAGAUGAAAUCGUUGCUCUUGAGAAAAAUAACACUUGGACUCUGGAAAUGCUACCUCCUGAUAAGAAACCUAUAGGCUGCAAUUGGGUAUACAAAAUAAAAUACAAUGCUGAUGGUACAAUUGAGAGAUACAAGGCUCGCCUAGUCGCAAAAGAAUUCACCCAAGUUGAAAGGAUUGACUAUCAUGAGACAUUUGCUCUAGUCGCCAAAUUAGUUACUGUUCGCUGUUCGCUUACUGUGGCUUCUAUCCACAACUAGGAACUACAUCAAUUAGAUGUACAUAAUGUCUUUCUACAUGGUGACCAUGAUGAAGAAGUUUAUAUGAAAUUGCCUCCUAGUUAUGGCCAUCAAUUAUAUGAAAUUUUUCUUAUUAUAAAAGAGUAAUGAUAGG